Anopheles cruzii is the source of this 358-nucleotide messenger RNA. Its product is annotated as TCF3 fusion partner homolog. The coding region runs from base 1 to 282 and encodes 93 amino acids. Gene Ontology annotation, molecular function: DNA binding. Gene Ontology annotation, cellular component: Ino80 complex. The record is from RefSeq and is a predicted model, not a curated record. Gene Ontology annotation, biological process: positive regulation of apoptotic process; apoptotic signaling pathway; apoptotic process. NCBI's taxonomy places the organism in Eukaryota, Metazoa, Arthropoda, Insecta, Diptera, Culicidae. The transcript is spliced from 2 exons.
AUGACCAACGGUAGCGGUAGGCCGAUAAAAUCACAAUCGAAUAGCACAUCCAGCGACGCCACGAACGAAGCGUACCGCAAAGCAGCCAAGCUGUUGCACGAAAAAUGCAAAGCAGUGCAGCGAAGCAACGAACGACUCGUAUUCAGAUUACACAAGAUUCAAAAGAUGACGAAAAGCCGUGUUCGUGAUGUGGAGUUGCUGAAGGCAAGAUUGGAUUCCUACGGUGACGGCUGGAGGACGGCUCCGGAUCCGAACGAUAUGAAGGAGGAGGGAGAAGAAUAGUCUUCACUUUUGCUUAAGCCAUGUUUACUGUAAAUUUAGUGUAAAUAAUGUGUUUAUUCUUCGGAAUCCUUAUUUA